Messenger RNA from Xenopus laevis (African clawed frog), 2639 nucleotides. RefSeq names its product G protein-coupled receptor kinase 1 S homeolog (gene grk1.S). The transcript is spliced from 7 exons. Gene Ontology annotation, molecular function: rhodopsin kinase activity; nucleotide binding; protein serine/threonine kinase activity. Gene Ontology annotation, biological process: signal transduction; regulation of opsin-mediated signaling pathway; regulation of signal transduction. The coding region runs from base 346 to 2019 and encodes 557 amino acids. Lineage: Eukaryota; Metazoa; Chordata; Amphibia; Anura; Pipidae. Gene Ontology annotation, cellular component: cytoplasm. The record is from RefSeq and is a predicted model, not a curated record.
AUGUUCCUGUAUUAUAUCUCAGAUGUGGAUUACAAUUUUAUGACUCAGAUGAUUCAUCCUGAAUUUCUUGGACUUUUUGUGUUUUAUUUGAGCAUUUAUUUGAGGAUCAUGUAUGCAUGUAGUUUUUACAGUAUUUUUGUUUUCUAUUAUUUUAAAUAGUGCCUGGUGAACAUGGAAAGGCCAUACCCAUUUGCAGGCCUUAGACUAUAAUUCUAGCUUGAGCAAAGGGAUUUCACUAAGCCUGUGAAACUCUGCACACUGUGAACAUAACAUCCAUUCAGUCAAGCAGUGCAGCUGCUAGCUGCCCAAUUGUUCAUGUUGGGUUCAGUAGACUAACAAUCAAAGAUGGAUUUUGGAGCACUGGAAACAGUGGUAGCCAAUUCUGCAUAUAUUACAGCACGGGGUAGUUUUGAUGGAGGCUUUAAUCCACAAAUUACAAGGAACAAGAAAUAUCGAGCAAGGCUCAAGCUACCACCCCUCUCCGAGUGCGAACACUUGAAGGAAAAACUUGAUCUACAGUUUGAAAAUAUUUGUGUCAAGCAACCUAUUGGGAAAAAAAUAUUUCAAGAAUUUUUGGAAACAACUGAGUUUGCUCAUAUAGUGGAGAUUUGGAAUGAUAUUGAAGACUAUGAUGUUGCUGAGGAUGAGGAUCGUUUGCGGAAAGCUAGGGCUAUCAUUAACAAAUAUCUUGAUUCUGACUCAAAGCAAUUUUGUCACUAUUUAGAUGAGAAAGCAAUCAUAAAAGUAGUACAGGACUGUAAUAAAGUCUCAGACAUGCUCUUUAAACAGCUACUUAAAUCCACAACUGAUUAUUUGAAAGAAAAUACAUUUUCACUAUACAAGGAAAGUAAAUAUUUUUCCAAGUUUCUACAAUGGAAACAGCUUGAAGCUCAACCCAUUGGAGAUGACUGGUUUAUGGACUUUAGGAUCCUUGGAAAAGGGGGAUUUGGAGAAGUAUCUGCUACGCAAAUGAGGGCAACAGGUAAAAUGUAUGCUUGCAAGAAACUCAGCAAGAAACGAUUAAAGAAAAGGAAGGGAUUUGAAGGGGCUAUGGUGGAAAAAAGAAUUCUUGCUAAGGUCCACAGCAGAUUUAUUGUCUCACUGGCAUAUGCAUUCCAGACCAAGACUGACGUUUGCUUAGUUAUGACGUUAAUGAAUGGUGGUGACCUACGGUUCCAUAUUUACAAUUUGGAUGAAGAAAAUCCCGGACUUGAUGAACACAGAGCUUGCUUUUACACUGCUCAGAUCAUAUCUGGGUUGGAACAUUUGCAUCAAAACAGGAUCAUCUACCGAGACCUCAAACCUGAAAAUGUGCUAUUAGACAAUGAUGGAAAUGUCCGCAUAUCUGACCUUGGACUUGCUGUAGAACUUAAGGAAAAGAAAUCAAAAACUAAGGGUUAUGCAGGAACACCAGGAUUUAUGGCACCUGAAUUAUUGCAAGGUGAAGAAUAUGAUUAUUCUGUAGAUUAUUUCUCACUGGGUGUCACACUGUAUGAAAUGAUAGCCGCACGUGGCCCCUUUCGAUGCAGAGGAGAAAAGGUUGAAAACAAGGAGCUAAAGAAUAGAAUUCUGAAUGACUCAGUGACCUACACAGUAAAGUUCAGCCUCGACUGCAAGUCCAUCUGUGAAGCCUUACUAGACAAAGAUCCCAAAAAAAGGAUGGGGUUUAAAGAUGGAAAUUGCAAUCAAAUACGAGCACACUUGUUUUUCAGAGGAAUAAACUGGAGGAAACUUGAAGCUGGUAUCCUGCCGGCACCUUUUGCCCCAGACUCCAGAAUGGUCUAUGCAAAGGAUAUUCAAGAUGUUGGAGCGUUUUCAACAGUUAAAGGAGUCACCCUUGAAGAAUCUGACAACAAGUUGUUUGAUGAGUUUGCUUCAGGCAACAUCCCUUUAUCCUGGCAGGAAGAAAUGAUUGAAACUGGAAUUUUUGAGGAAAUUAAUUCAGACAUAAAUGAUGUUAGAAGGGAAUCUAUUGUGAAUGACAAUUCUGCCAAGUCAGGAGUAUGUCGAAUUGCCUAGAGGAUGCAGCAGUGUUUUCAGUCCAAGAUGCUCCUGUUGAAUAUUCUUGAGUAUGCUUUGUUGACUGCUAUGUUUUUUUUCUUUUUAAAAUAUCCCAUCAAAAAAGAUGCUUUACUAUACAAUAGGUCUCUGCAGUUGAUGCUGCUCAUUUUACAUCUGUACAUAUCUGAACUGCAAUGAGAACAUUGGUCACUGGCAAUGUUUUUAUGUCUGCAAGAAAUGCAUGGAAGACAUUAAAUAUAUAUUAGAAUAGGCAAUCAUUUUUUAACUGAUAAUCUGUGAUCCUCUGCAGAUGAAAGAGAUACGUCUGCAUCAGUAUAAUUCAGUCAACAGAUUUUAUUCUAGAGAUUGUUGCAAUUUUUUAGUGCUGCUUAGUCAAUAACUUUCAUAGGUAGUUCAAGUUGGCUAGAUUUUAAUCACCUUUCUUAUCAAAGAGAUGGAUUAAUGCUCCAUAGUAAGAACUUAUUCAUCAGUGGUGAUUUUGGUGUUGUAAUUAUGACGCAAUAUAUUAUUGUUAUAUUUUAAUACUAAAUCGAAUUGUUUUCUAAUUGUAUUCACCCCUGUGUUCUGGGACAGAACAUUGCAUGACAUCCACAAUAUAAAUUCUAAGUUUGUUUCAA